AUGCUGGGCAUGCUGCCCAUUCUUCGCAAUCAAGUUAUCAUUGAAGAAGAGGAACUGACUGGGUGGCGCAUUUCCCAGGCGAGGAGCGGAUCCCACUCGAGAUGUUCCAGUACUGAUAAGUCUCAAAAGGUUCAAGCAAGCCGCGAACUAAUGCCGGCAAUUGAACCAGGCCUAUACAUAGUCGAACCUACACCUCUGUUCCUACUAUCGCCGAACCGGUUCGUGAAGUUGAUCAGAAAGGGACACUUGGAGGCACGCGCGGGGCACUAUGUCCUUAAGGCGAUCAUGCCGCUUAUCUGUCUCCGUCGCGACAUGGGCGAACGCAUGGACAUAGACGACCAGAGGGUCUGUGAGAUCGGCGGCGAGAUCCCGCGAGCUGGGUCCGGUGGUUGUUUCCACGCCGUAAACAAUUUUCUUCACGCAGUCUCCAUCUCGUCCUUGUUCCGGCGUCUGCAGAAUAACGGCACAUUCAGGGGAAUGUCGAUUUUCCAGUACCGGAUGGGAAGGCAGUUCGGCGACCUGAUCAGUCCUUCUUUCUACAACCUAAAAUGGACAAUUACUUUUGGAAGUUCGCAACCGGGGAUGGCCAAACCAUCGCUGAAGCCACCAUACAAUCGAGAACUGCUUACGCCGAUCGCAAAGCUAGACUCGAGCUCUCUAAGAAAACAUCAUUCGAGAGCUGGAAAGCAAACUGCGAGACAGGUUCAACGCCUUCUAUACUACCGCGGCAGGAAGCAAUUAUCGGCAUGCAGUACCGAUCUUGCUCAUGUUGGUGGACAGACGCAUCACUGUUCGACAAUACAUGUGUCAUUUUAUUUCUUUGGGCUUGCCACUAGACUUUCUACCAUUCAGUUCGUCAUCGUGCUUCAGAUUCGUGGGAUUGAACUUUCCUUGUUCGGCCAUGACUACAGUACACAAAUUAUGCUCAUAUACAAGGCGACUUGGAAGCAGCGACUGGAGAUAUAUAAGAUGCUAGUCCCGCAUCCCUCGAUCAGAACAUCCAUGCACUCCAGUGUAAACUAUUUCCAUCAUGCGAAUCCUGAGAACGAGCAGAUCCCCGUCGCGCGGACAUUCCGCGACGAGUGCCACCUUUCCUUUGGUAAAAGGAGUCCCAUCAUCCGUGUCCUCAAGAGGUUGAAGGAAAGCUGGCGACCCGCAUAUUGGUUCCUGUCUGCUACCCCCUGCCCCUCCUCCCCUUGCAAUAUUCAAGCGUUCAUGAAGCUCACAAAGACGCCGGAGUGGACUGGCAACCCGGACACAGCAUACCUAAAUCAUGAGUACCUUGCGGAGCUCGGGAGGCAGUUUAGAACAGCGUCUAACAGAGAUCAGAGUCGAGAGCCUGUUCGCAGAGCCAGAUUGCCAGUUACUGGCAGAGCUCCGGAAUACACGCCUGCGGCAGUACAAGGAAUAUGA
Messenger RNA from Aspergillus eucalypticola CBS 122712, 1413 nucleotides. RefSeq lists its product as uncharacterized. Bases 1 to 1413 code for a protein of 470 amino acids. NCBI's taxonomy places the organism in Eukaryota, Fungi, Ascomycota, Eurotiomycetes, Eurotiales, Aspergillaceae. The record is from RefSeq and is a predicted model, not a curated record. The transcript has 4 exons.